Molecule: messenger RNA, 2602 nt
Organism: Anopheles darlingi
Lineage: Eukaryota; Metazoa; Arthropoda; Insecta; Diptera; Culicidae
Product: palmitoyltransferase ZDHHC15
Exons: 6
Coding region: 911-2203 (430 amino acids)
Biological process (GO): synaptic vesicle maturation; protein targeting to membrane; peptidyl-L-cysteine S-palmitoylation
Cellular component (GO): endoplasmic reticulum; Golgi apparatus
Molecular function (GO): protein-cysteine S-palmitoyltransferase activity
Source: RefSeq, a predicted model, not a curated record
AACAGUUGCACCUGGGUUUAACAAUUGCACUCACAAUUAUUAUAGCUGAACAGCUCUACGACGGGAACAGAAAAAUAAGACAACCUUCAACAAGGUGGGCGAAAAAUGGCCGUUGAAAAAGGUGGAAAAGGUGAAUUUAAGGUGAAUUUAAGGUGCCUUAAAUAGCCAGUAACCAGUAACCAGGCCAGGAUUUUGUCAAGAGAGAACGAGACUCGCACGGAAACAAAUGUCAAGCAAAUGAGCUACAACCCUGCGUUUGUUGUACAGUGAUAAUCGAUAAAAUAUGCGCAUAUGCGCGCAAAAAGGAAACAUAAAAAAUAAAAUAAAGAGAAAAAAAUGGGCUGCGCGGCAGUGUAGCAUUGUUUUGGCUUUGAGGUUAAGGAUCCGAGUUCGCUGUAAAAAAGGGAAAUUUCUAACUCUUUGAAGAAUUUUCAUGGAUUUCGUGAAUAUAGUGAUUAACAAUAAUCUAAUAGAGCAUUCAAGAGCUAAUAGAGAUUUCAAGUCCUUUGAAACAUCCUCCGUCGUUCUCGUUGGAAAAAUAGGCAGAAAAAUGACGAACCGUGAAAUCUGAAGUGAACCAUCCAGAGAAUGUAGAAAUCAGAAAACAUAAUUUAACAUGCUUUUCCUUUCAAGCAAAAAGAAGGGCCUUGAACAACUAAAAAGAAUUCCACAUCCUUUUGUAACACUACGAGACCUAUCCAUUUUCAAACACGAAAACUCUGAUGUACACUCGAUCAUAGGAUCGCGUUAAACGCAAAAUAUCUGCCUUCUAGAGUGCAAUUUCACACUGUGCUCUGGGAAAGUCUAAAUUGUUGCGUGUUCACGUUCACGUCGAAUUGUCCAAACCUAGUUUCAAGUAUUUUUAAGUGAAAAGAAAUAUUAAACACAGAUUUGAAGAAUCAUCAGAAAAAUGUCUGUUUUGGGUGCCAAUUAUGAUUAUCAUCGAACGCUGGAUGUUGAGCGCAAUGAUCGCUGCACUUGUUGUGUACGUACUAUGAAAUGGUUUCCGGUAUUAUUCAUCGUUUCGGUGAUUGGAUGGUCAUACUAUGCGUUCGUCAUACAAUUGUCUUUCUUUACCGUAACCAGCGUGGGGCAGAGAAUUCUUUUUCUUUUGUUCUAUCAUAUCGUUUUGGUGAUGUUUCUCUGGUCAUACUAUCAAACAGUUUUUACUGAAAUUGGCCGUGUACCUGCUAGGUUUAGGGUACCUCGUGCCGACCUGGAUCGUCUCAUCCGGGCGACGAACGAGGAAGAGCAAAAACAGAUCCUGGAAGCAUUUGCCAAGGAACUUCCAGUAGUGACGCGGACAUUAAAUGCUUCGGUGCGUUUUUGUGAAAAAUGUCGACUAAUAAAACCCGACCGAGCGCACCAUUGUAGUGUUUGCGGUGUAUGUGUGCUCAAGCUAGACCAUCACUGCCCAUGGGUCAACAAUUGUAUAAACUUUAGCAAUUACAAAUAUUUCAUACUAUUCCUGGGUUAUGCUUUAAUAUACUGCUUGUAUAUCGCAUUCACAACCGUUGCUUAUAUGGAAUUGAUAUGGACGGUGAGUUAUGCAAUCUUUACACUUUUACUUGCGCUUCAAUUUCAACCGCUUGUGUAUAUUCAAUUGCAGGGAAAAAUCGACGGUAGGUUUCAUAUACUGUUUCUGUUUUUCGUCUCAGUGAUGUUCGCAAUCAGUUUAGUCAGUCUCUUCGGAUAUCACUGCUAUCUUGUUUUACUGAACAGAACUACAUUAGAAUCAUUUCGAACACCCAUCUUUCGCUAUGGAGGCCCUGACAAAAAUGGUUUUAGUCUCGGCAAGAUAAGUAAUUUCCAAGAAGUUUUUGGCGAUGAUAGGCGAUUGUGGUUCUUUCCCGUUUACACCAGCCUCGGGGAUGGAAUGUUAUUUCCCACUCAGUCGCACCAUUUAGUGUCGCUCGCGAAUGAGGCUGCUUCGCCGGUAGCGACUGUUGCCACUGGUAAUCAGUCUUUUUGCAACGGAACGGUCGUAAAUACCUCCGUUGCGAUAGUGUCCCCGAUUCCUCAAACUCAGGCUGAUUUUAAAGACAUGGGAGACGGCAUCGUUUAUCCCAUGCGAUGUUAUGAUGAGGAUUCCGAAGCACUACUUGGCGGCGAACACCAUCAAACGGCAGCAGAAGCUGUUGAGCCUGGAACUCUUCGCGACUUAGAGACAGCAACAUUUUUGAAUGAGUAUGUUAACCUAUAGCAGUGUCAAUCUAUCUAUUACAGAGAGUGGAAAAAGUACUCCAUCCAUCCAUAAGCAAAUGCUAUGCUCAAACAGUUUCUUUCAGUAAUGACACAAAUGUGUUAAAAGAGUGAAAUUCCACCUGCUGAUUUUAAGUAUGUGUACUUGCCAUGGAAAAGUAAUUUUCCAAUGAGGUAAUAGUUAUUGUCAUCGCUUGAUUAUUCAUUUAGUUGCUUUGCUUUUAAAGACAUUUUUAAAGUACAAGUUAAUUCGUAAAAAUCAAGUUUUGUACUUACACUAAAUAUCCUAAUCUACGAUUGUAUGAAGUCACCAAUCAUGACUACAUAUAGUUUAACGUUAAUAAGUUCUCUGGUAAUAAAACUUGUAAACUCGGAACAUUUAAACAAAUGAAUAAAAUAU